AUGGGUCCGUACCGUGUGAUCAAGGUGGUUUCCAACCACCUCAUUGAAGUCCAACAGUUGACCCCACCGGAAGCGAUCUCCCUGCAACAUGUCAGUCGACUGCGUAUGUACUGCGAGGGCGGCCUCGAAGUCGACGAAGACCUGAAGGCUCAGAUUGCGUUUGGAGAUGAAGGUUCUACGUCGAGGCCAUACAAGACCUACGCAUGCACGAUACGGUCUGGCAAUUGA
Aphanomyces astaci is the source of this 228-nucleotide messenger RNA. RefSeq lists its product as hypothetical. Lineage: Eukaryota; Oomycota; Saprolegniomycetes; Saprolegniales; Verrucalvaceae. The transcript has a single exon. The record is from RefSeq and is a predicted model, not a curated record. The coding region runs from base 1 to 228 and encodes 75 amino acids.